Messenger RNA from Phalacrocorax carbo (great cormorant), 4594 nucleotides. NCBI's taxonomy places the organism in Eukaryota, Metazoa, Chordata, Aves, Suliformes, Phalacrocoracidae. The record is from RefSeq and is a predicted model, not a curated record.
CCGUCCGGGGGCGCGGGGGGCGCGGCUGAGCCGCUCUCCCCGACGCUGGGAAGGCAGCGGCGCAGGCGGAGCGGAGCGGUGCGGGGCUCGCUGCUCCUCUCUCCCUGUCGCCGCCACAAGCCAGCGGCCGCGGCCAUGGGCGUCCCGGGCCGCCCGCUUUGUGCCGCCGCCCCGCCGCCGCCCGCCGCCCCGGCCCGCCGUUGCUGAGCCGCAUGGGCCGGGCCCCGCGCCGCCGCCGCCGCUGCUCCGUGCGGCCAAACUCACUCAUUCACCCUGGAGCUACAAAUAUUGGUGACUUGAGAUUUGACCUCAUUCUCCACUAUUCCUGCGCAAGCAAGGACCAGAAAAAUGAAUAUCCAGGGGAAAGGCUUCCCCUUGGACCUUGGAGGAAGCUUUACUGAAGAUGCUCCAAGGCCACCGGUUCCUGGUGAGGAGGGGGAACUCGUGUCCACGGAUCCAAGGCCAGUUAGCCAUGGUUUCUACUCUGGUAAAAGCGACGUGGUUAGAAAUGAGACGUCCACAGCAACACCAAGGCGCUCUGAUUUGGAUUUGGGGUACGAGCCUGAAGGGAGUGCUUCACCAACUCCACCCUACCUGAAGUGGGCCGAGUCGCUGCACUCCUUGCUGGAUGAUCAAGACGGUAUCAACCUCUUCAGGACUUUCCUGAAACAGGAGGACUGUGCGGAUCUCCUGGACUUCUGGUUUGCCUGCAGCGGCUUCAGGAAGCUGGAGCUGUGCACGUCUAAUGAGGAAAAAAGACUCAAGCUGGCAAAAGCUAUUUACAAAAAAUACAUCCUCGACAACAAUGGCAUUGUGUCCCGGCAGAUCAAACCAGCCACAAAAAGCUUCAUCAAAGACUGCGUCAUGAAACUGCAGAUUGACCCUGACAUGUUUGACCAGGCCCAAACAGAGAUUCAGUGCAUGAUAGAAGACAAUACCUACCCUUUGUUCCUUAAGUCAGAUAUUUAUUUGGAAUACACAAGGACAGGUGGGGAAAGUCCAAAAAUUUAUAGCGAUCCAAGCUCAGGGUCUGGGACAGGUAAAGGGCUACCUGGUUAUCUGCCAACUCUGAAUGAGGAUGAGGAGUGGAAAUGUGACCAAGACGCCGAGCCUGAGGCCAGCAGGGACUCAGCGCCUUCCAGCAGGCUCACCCAGAAGCUGCUUCUGGAGACGGCCACCCAGCGCGCCGCCUCAGCUCUACGAUACAGUGAGGGGAGGGAGUUCAGGCAUGGGUCGUGGAGGGAGCCUGUUAACCCUUACUAUGUCAACACAGGCUACGCUUUGGCACCAGCAACCAGUGCCAACGAUAGCGAGCAGCAGAGCAUGUCCAGUGAUGCCGAUACAAUGUCGCUGACGGACAGCAGCGUAGAUGGGAUCCCACCGUACAGACUCCGAAAGCAGCAUCGCAGAGAGAUGCAAGAAAGUGCCAAAGCAAAUGGACGUGUGCCACUACCUCACAUUCCUCGUACAUACCGAAUGCCAAAGGAUAUCCAUGUUGAACCAGAGAAGUUUGCUGCAGAACUGAUCAAUCGUUUGGAGGAAGUACAAAAGGAACGUGAAGCAGAGGAGAAAUUAGAGGAGCGCCUUAAACGUGUUCGAGCGGAAGAAGAAGGUGAGGAUGCAGAUAUCUCUUCUGGUCCCUCAGUCAUUAGCCACAAGAUGCCUUCCGCCCAAGCCUUUCAUCACUUCGCUCCUCGUUACUCUGAGAUGGGCUGUGCUGGGAUGCAGAUGAGAGACGCCCACGAAGAAAACCCAGAAAGCAUCCUUGAUGAACAUGUACAGCGUGUCAUGAAAACACCAGGCUGCCAGUCUCCAGGACCUGGCCGCCACUCUCCUAAGCCACGGUCCCCGGAAAGCGGCCACUUAGGAAAGCUGUCAGGGACACUAGGAACAAUUCCUCCAGGGCAUGGCAAGCACACAACAAAAUCAGGAAUGAAACUGGAUGCAGCUAACUUAUACCACCAUAAACAUAUCUACCACCACAUCCAUCACCAUAGUGUGAUGAAACCAAAAGAGCAGAUCGAGGCCGAGGCCACGCAACGAGUGCAGAACAGCUUUACUUGGAAUGUAGAUUCACAUAACUAUGCAACAAAAUCACGAAACUACACUGAAAACUUGGGCAUGGCCCCUGUCCCCAUGGACUCUUUAGGCUACAGUGGGAAAGCAAGUCUGCUCUCAAAAAGAAAUGUUAAGAAGACCGAUUCAGGGAAAAGUGAUGGUGCCAGCUAUGAGAUGCCAGGAUCUCCUGAAGAUGUGGAGAGAAACCAGAAGAUCCUUCAGUGGAUCAUAGAAGGAGAGAAGGAGAUCAGCAGGCAUAAGAAAACAAACCAUGGCUCUUCAGGUGCUAAGAAGCAGCUGCCCCACGAUAUGGUCCGACCCCUCUCCAUUGAGCGACCUGUUGCUGUGCAUCCGUGGGUCAGUGCACAGCUCCGGAACGUCGUCCAGCCUUCUCACCCCUUCAUCCAAGAUCCUACCAUGCCACCCAAUCCAGCCCCCAACCCUCUCACCCAGCUGGAAGAAGCUCGCAGGAGGUUGGAGGAGGAGGAAAAAAGGGCUGGAAAACUCCCCCUUAAGCAAAGGUUGAAGCCCCAGAAGAGACCAGGCAGUGGCGCGUCCCAGCCAUGCGAGAACAUCGUGGUCGCUUACUACUUCUGCGGAGAGCCGAUCCCUUACCGCACCCUUGUCAAAGGGCGUGUCGUGACACUGGGACAGUUCAAGGAGCUGCUGACCAAGAAAGGGAACUACAGGUAUUACUUUAAGAAAGUGAGUGACGAGUUCGACUGUGGUGUGGUCUUUGAGGAGGUGCGGGAGGAUGACACCAUCCUGCCCAUCUUCGAAGAGAAGAUCAUCGGGAAGGUGGAAAAGAUUGACUAAGCUCCAGGGCUGCUGAGGCAUGAGGACAGGACUGUGAAAGACUCUGGGACCUGAGGAGAGGGCUUGGGGCAAACGCUGGUGGUGCUACUGCAAGCCUGGAGUGGAGGGUGACAGCCUGCUCUGGCACAGACCUGAGCAAGCUCCAGGUUGCUGGUGGACGACCUUUCACCCCACGAACCUGCCAGUGGGAGCCUGGGCUCCCUCUCCAUACCGAAUAUAAGUGUAAUGUAGCAUUGUACAGUGCAUUAGAAAGUGUAAUAUGACCUUGUUUACUAAAGCUGCAUAUUUUUGAUAUAUUGUAAUAAAAGGAAAAUAUUUCCAAUGUCACAGUGCUCUUAUGUAAAUGUAAAACAUACAGGUACUGCAGAACUCGCCCAAAGUGUACAGCCAUCUGCCAGACUCCGUCUGCUCCUCGCUUUCAUGGCACCCUGCCCUGGUCCCCCCCCCGGCGUGGAUGGCUUCGGAGCGCUACGGGGCAUGGAAGGGGUGGCUCCACUCCAGAGGGACUGCGGUCCCAGCUCACCUCUGAAGAUUACUGAGCCAUUUGGAAUGAGUCAGGCUCUCACCUCCCUGGCAGUCUCAGCUGCUGGACAUGGUAGGAUGUUGGGGUUUUUUUUUUUCCUCCUGAGCUUUCUUGUGACCGAGUAAAUCCCCAAGGGAUAGAAGGGUUGGUGCCAGCUCUCGGGGGUGGGGACUUCCUACAGUGCGAGGACCGGCUCGGAGCUGGGGCAGAGGGCUGGGUGCUGGCAUCCCACAGCCCACAUGCUCAUCCCUUACCCCAAGUGCCCCCAGAGAAGGGUUUGCUCACCAGGAGGGUGCUGCAGUUCUGCAGAGGGCUGGCACCCAUGUGCCUGGAACAGACAUGCCCAGGCCCCUGAUGCCAAGCUCCAGCUUUGGUCAGGGGACACUUUAGGAGAAACAUUAUAGGGGAGGGAACUGAUUAGACACUAAAGCUGAGGACAAAAAAUUAUUUUUUAUGAGUCCUGGGUCUUUUGUCAACUUCUGUGUCUCAAGGGAGGCAGUAUGAGGGCACUGCAGCCCACUGCCAAGAGCAAGGCAGGUUGUUGACGCCAGUUUGUGGGGCUCGUGUAGGGCCAGGUUACGCAGCGAGGCAGCCGGCACCCUGGGAAGCCUCCUGGGCUUACUCGGAUGCAAGAAAGCCGGGGGCUGCACCAGUGGCCCCCCCACCUUGUCCCCUGCCCUGUCUCUGUGCCGGCUCUGGCUCCUUCAGAGACCAGCCCUUGCCCACCCCCAGAAAUUGGGGUGGACCCCAAAGCUGGGGGGCUUCCACAGUGGCACUCACCCUGCCCAGCACUGCUCUUGGCCGCAGCAGCAUGUUAGAACUGCUGAGUACCCUGUGCACCAGGAUGCAACUCAGCCUGUUGUAUAUGUCACUGAGUGCCUUUAAAACACCGUUUUGUGACUUGCCUAUACAUUACGUGAAGUCCAGCAAAAUCUGCAAUUGUUUUCAGCCUGGGAACAGUGUUACGAGCAUUUUUCGUCCCUGUUUUUUUAAAUUCUGAUGGUGUUGUGUCUGGUGAGGUUGUUAACAUGCCCAGGAUUGCCAUCUCCCCCGUUUUUUUCCUCAGGGGGGGUCCCUGUAAAUAUGUAAAGCGGGUGAGCAGCCCCGGCAACAUCUCUGCAUUCUCAUGUGCUGACUUGUACAAUGAUCUUUUCAAAGUUACUUGGAUAAAAUGAAAUAAAACCCCACGUCCCAUCG